AUGCAACCUCGCUUCGUCCACAAUGGCGUUUUGCAUGAGGAGCACCACAGCAGCAAUGAUGAGAUCGUUCGAGAUAUCAUUAUUGGCUUCGCGGAUGGAUUGACGGUCCCGUUUGCGCUCACUGCUGGUCUUUCUUCGUUGGGAUCGAAUAAGCUGGUUAUCAUUGGCGGAUUGGCGGAGCUCUUCAGCGGUGCCAUCUCGAUGGGUCUCGGUGGAUACCUUGCAUCAGUCACAGAGGGGGACCACUACGAUGCCGAAGAGAAGAGAGAGUAUGAAGAAGUCGAGACAUUGCCAGGCGCUGAGAAGGAAGAGAUCUAUAAGAUCAUGCGAGUAUAUGGUCUUGAGGACGAGGUCAUUAAGCCUAUGGUUGAUGCUUUCGAGCUCAAUAAAGAGAUGUGGGUCAAGUUCAUGAUGCGUUUCGAACUUGAGCUCAAGAAGCCUGAUCCUUCCCGUGCAUGGAUCUCCGCUGGCUCAUUGAGCGUUUCCUACUUUCUCGGCGGCCUCAUCCCCAUGAUCCCCUACUUCGCAAUGCACGACAUUACUCACGCCUUGUUCGUCUCUAUUGGCAUCACAGUCGUCAUGCUGCUCGUCUUCGGCUUCGUCAAGAACAUGUACACUGUUGGUACCAAGAAGUCGGGCGCCUGGGGAGCUAUCCAAACUCUGAUUGUUGGAGUCCUGGCUGCUGCGACCAGCUACGGCAUCGUUCGUGCUCUCGACUCCAGAAAUCCUGUCAUGACACAAGGCAAGCUCACCGCAUCCGAUAUGAACUGA
Molecule: messenger RNA, 771 nt
Organism: Mollisia scopiformis
Lineage: Eukaryota; Fungi; Ascomycota; Leotiomycetes; Helotiales; Mollisiaceae
Product: DUF125-domain-containing protein
Exons: 4
Coding region: 1-771 (256 amino acids)
Biological process (GO): intracellular manganese ion homeostasis
Cellular component (GO): fungal-type vacuole membrane
Molecular function (GO): iron ion transmembrane transporter activity; manganese ion transmembrane transporter activity
Source: RefSeq, a predicted model, not a curated record